CCCCCGCCACCCCGAAAGGGACAAGCGGUAGGAAAAUGGACGGUUAGAAUUCAGUUGCGUGUUUGUGAGCGAAUGGAAAGAGGAGGACGCGUCACACAUUCAGGUGCCACAUGGACUACAGGCGCUAGAGGGCGCCAGUGAGCAGGGAUUUAUUUUGGCAGGUUGAACCUUUUUCAUACAAUGGAGUGGUUGUCAGAACAAUCUACAUUUUGGGCGCCACGGGGAAGACCCAGGACACGUUGGGAAGACUAUGUCUCCUGGCUGGCCUGGGAACGCCCGGGAGGAGCUGGAUGAAAUGGCUGGGGGGAGGGAAGUCUGCUUAGGCUGCUGCCCCCGCGACCCCAUCUCGCAUAAGUGGAAGAAGAUGGAUGGAUGGAAAUAAAUAAACCCUACCUCCUGUUGGCAAAGUGCACCACUGUCCCACUGUGUGUGCGUGUGUGUGUGCGUGUGUGUGUGCGUGUGUGUGUGUGCGGGUGUGUGUGUGUGGAAUACAAAAGGACAGGUUUUGCAGAGGCACAAACCCAUGCCUGGAGCAGGAUUCCCAAUCUCCAUCCACCAACUGACCUGAGGCAUGAGGGCCUGCAUCGUAUUCAUUUGCCUGCUGGCUGCAACUCUUGCUCUCCAAGUGGAAAGUAAUCAUCAUGGAAGACAUAGGACUUCCCACAAGGCCAAAGAAAAGGACAUUAUCACUGAGGAGGCCCACAAGGCGGACAUCUUGCCCACUUUAGGGAGUCCUGAAGAGGGCGGCCUGGACAAAGAAGAGGAGGACGCCAGCUCGGAAGGCGACGGCGAAAGGAAGAGCGACGGGUUUGAGACGGGGAAGGACGAAGGCAAGGCGGUCCUGCUGAGCGAGGAGGAACUGCUCCAUCUUCUCACGAAGGAAGAGGAAGAAGCUGAGGAGCAAACAGAAGAAAUGAUUCAAGCUGAGGGCGUGAAGAAGAAAAGUCAUAAGGACCAAGAGUCCUUCAAGCAGGAGGAUGUUGCUCUGUUGGACCAGGACCAGGACCAAGGUAGCACAGAGUCCACCAUGGCCUCCGACGACGCUGGACCUCCUCUCCAGCUUCUUCUAGGGAAGGUGAAAGUCCACAGCCAUGACGUCCAGCCCAAAGUAGGUCCAGAGGAGCUUCAUCAUCACAACAUCACACAACAUCAACAUCAGGGAGCAGGAGCAGGAGGUCUAGAUCUCCACAACUCCUGGAACAAAAGCACAGGUUGGAUGAGUGAGGAGAAAGAAGUCUUGGAAGAAGACUCCCAGUUGGAUGAGGACAAUGGAAAUAGGAGGAAAGCCAAGAAGAAGCCAAGAAGAAGAAAACACUCGCCACAAGGGGAGGAAAAAGAAGAGGGAGGACACAACAACAACAACAACAACAACGAUAACAACAACAACAACAACAACAGCAGCACAGUGCAGAAGACCAAGAGGAGACGAGCAGGACAACGGGGCCCUUUAGUAGGUGUGAACCCAGUGCAGAUAAGAGCCAAAGUGGAUCUCUACCCGAGUGCCAGGCCGUCUCCUCGCCCUGAAGCCCCUCCUGAUCUGUGCGAUAACUUCCGCUGCAAGCGAGGAAGGACGUGCCAACUGGAUGCAGACGAGCAGCCGAGCUGUGUUUGUCAGGAGCCAUCACAAUGUCCCCGCAGCUUGAACCACUUGGAUCCUGUUUGUGGGACAGACAACGAGACGUACAACACAUCUUGUGAGCUCUUUGCCACUAAAUGCAAGCUGGAAGGCACCAAGAGAGGACACAGACUUCAUCUGGACUACACAGGACCGUGCAAAUUCAUCCCUCCAUGCGUGGACACCGAGUUGGUCCAGUUCCCGCUAAGAAUGAGGGAUUGGCUGAAAAAUGUGCUGCUGCAGCUCUACGAGCAUGACGCCAUGUCCCCCGGCUACCUCACGUCCAAGCAACGCUUCAGAGUGAAGAAAAUCUUUGAGGACGAGAGGCGACUUCACGCCGGCGAUCACUCGGCGGAGCUGCUGGCUCAAGACUUUGAGAAGAACUACAACACGUACAUCUACCCGGUUCACUGGCAGUUUGCUCAACUGGACCAGCACCCAUCUGACAGACUGUUGUCUCACUCCGAGCUGGCCCCCCUACGUGUCCCUCUGGUGCCCAUGGAGCACUGCACCUCUGGCUUCUUCCAGGAGUGUGACGCCGACAAGGACAAGCAGGUGUCCUUUACCGAGUGGACUUCCUGUUUUGGCAUCAACAAGAACGACAUUGAUGUCAACCUUCUGUUCUAAAGCUUCAUUUUGGACAGUGGGGAAGGGGUUCCUACGGCUCCAUCCCUGGGCGGAUCUCGCUUUUGAAAUGCAGUUUGCUGAAAUGAUGGAAAGCGCCACUCUCCAAAGCAACUGACGCUGUGGUCAAAGUUGGAAUUGCCAAAAAACACAUAUUAAGAUUUUUGACACUCUCCUGCCAUCUGGCGGCUAAAGCGGAUAGGGUACAACCAAUUUGUCACAUUUCAUGUCUCAGUUAAAGGGGCCAUGUGAAUUCCCUUCUUACUGUCGUUCAACAACUGCACCUACACGCCAUUGGAAGUUUUCUAUGCACAGAAGAAUGACAAUUAUUCAAAGCAUGCACCCCCUGUGCUAUCACUUUUCUAUUCCAAAACUCCAAAUUUCUCCCACAGCUCAAUGCGCUCUAAGAAUCAGCCACUCUAAUUUUGAGGUGUUUAGUCCAAUCACCGCAGAAUCCAGCCUAGCACAUGUCUGUAAUAUUUGAGCAAGAUUGGUUAAAAAACAAAAAGCUCCUAUAGUCACUUAGCAACUAAAUAUCCACAAGUCAUUGACCAAUUGAGGAUAUCCAUAUUGUUUGUAUGCUAGCAUGUCUUCUGAAGGACUCAUUGAGAACGCUAUAAAAAUGUGAAGAAAAAACAAACAACUUUUGUUCCACUUCCUGUGUGAGUACUUUCAUUUCCUCCAUUUUAUGCCACUGGUCAUAGACUGUUUUUCAACUGUUUAUUACGCAAUCCAAGCUGGGUAAACAUUUACAAAGCUAAUUAGUGUAGCAGGCUUGAUAAUAAAGAAUGUAAUUGCUGUUGAAUGUAGCGUCUUACCUUAGUUUGCUGGCUGUAUCAUUAAACCUGGUGUGGAAAGCAGA
Molecule: messenger RNA, 3101 nt
Organism: Nerophis lumbriciformis (worm pipefish)
Lineage: Eukaryota; Metazoa; Chordata; Actinopteri; Syngnathiformes; Syngnathidae
Biological process (GO): anatomical structure development
Molecular function (GO): protein binding; collagen binding; extracellular matrix binding
Source: RefSeq, a predicted model, not a curated record